Molecule: messenger RNA, 1852 nt
Organism: Lathyrus oleraceus (garden pea)
Lineage: Eukaryota; Viridiplantae; Streptophyta; Magnoliopsida; Fabales; Fabaceae
Source: RefSeq, a predicted model, not a curated record
UCUCGUGGUCGUAAUGAUUCCCUCUUUCUCUCUCUACUCUCUAGUAUCUUCACUUUCAAUUUUGGUCCUAACCCCAAUUUCCAAAUUCAAUUUUCAAAUUAACCAUUUUAUUAUCACGAGUCACGCCCACAACCACUCUCUCCUCAUAUAAAUACCCCUCUUCCAUUUUCUCUCUAUUCUUACCACAUUGCAUUGCACUUUGUGUAGCCGAGAGAAAGAGAAACUUCAAGAGAAUUUCUCUUUCUUUCUUCUUCCAUCCAUUUUCUCUCUACUUUCACGUUUUUGUAAAAGAUGGCCGAUGCUGAGGAUAUUCAACCCCUUGUCUGUGACAAUGGAACUGGAAUGGUGAAGGCUGGAUUUGCUGGUGAUGAUGCUCCUAGGGCUGUGUUUCCAAGUAUUGUUGGCCGACCUCGUCAUACUGGUGUCAUGGUUGGGAUGGGUCAAAAGGAUGCCUAUGUAGGUGAUGAAGCCCAAUCUAAAAGAGGUAUUCUUACUCUUAAGUACCCCAUUGAGCACGGUAUAGUCAGUAACUGGGAUGACAUGGAGAAGAUCUGGCAUCACACAUUUUACAAUGAAUUGCGUGUUGCUCCUGAGGAGCACCCAGUGCUUCUAACUGAGGCUCCACUCAACCCAAAGGCCAACAGAGAAAAGAUGACCCAAAUCAUGUUUGAGACCUUCAAUGUACCUGCCAUGUAUGUGGCCAUCCAGGCUGUCCUCUCCCUCUAUGCAAGUGGUCGUACAACAGGUAUUGUCUUGGAUUCUGGUGAUGGUGUGAGUCAUACCGUGCCAAUCUAUGAGGGUUAUGCACUCCCUCAUGCCAUCCUUCGUUUGGAUCUUGCUGGUCGUGAUCUAACUGAAUCUUUGAUGAAGAUCCUCACUGAGAGAGGGUAUAUGUUCACCACCUCGGCUGAGCGGGAAAUUGUCCGUGACAUAAAAGAGAAGCUUGCCUAUGUUGCUGUGGAUUAUGAACAAGAGCUUGAAACUGCAAAGAGCAGUUCCUCUAUUGAGAAAAACUAUGAGCUUCCUGAUGGACAAGUUAUCACAAUCGGAGCUGAGAGGUUCCGUUGCCCAGAAGUCCUUUUCCAGCCAUCUAUGAUUGGAAUGGAAGCUGCUGGAAUUCAUGAGACCACUUACAACUCUAUAAUGAAGUGUGAUGUUGAUAUCAGAAAGGAUCUGUACGGAAACAUUGUUCUUAGUGGUGGUUCAACUAUGUUUCCCGGUAUUGCUGACCGUAUGAGCAAGGAGAUCACUGCCCUGGCUCCUAGCAGCAUGAAGAUUAAGGUUGUGGCUCCACCAGAGAGGAAGUACAGUGUCUGGAUUGGAGGAUCAAUCCUUGCAUCCCUCAGCACCUUCCAGCAGAUGUGGAUAUCUAAGGGUGAAUAUGAUGAGUCUGGCCCAUCCAUUGUCCACAGAAAAUGCUUCUAAGCCCAAAACGUUGCGCGAUAAUGAAUAUUGUCGCUGCAUGUGGAACUAAUGCACAGGGCCACACAAAAAUGGAAUGAAGCAUAAUGCAAGGGAUAUGCCAUUUUAUGUGCACCUAAUAAAAUGUUGUAUUGCUGUCAAUCUUCGAACCAAGUAUGUAUCUAUCGCUAGUUCUACCUUGCGGAAUAAACUGCUAUCUAUUACUAGCAAAUCAGUCUAUCUCAGCCUAUUUCCAGUAUUCACCACUAUUACUCGUAAAUAAAAUGUAGGGGAAAUGAUGAUUUUAGGGUUAAGGGUGUCAUCUCUUCUAAGGACGUUGUGUUUUAGCCACAUCUACGUAUAUUUUUACUCGAUGAUCUGUACAAGCAAAACGAAUGUUAUAAAGUGUAGCUAUCGACACAAAUGAAAUCCAAUGACCUGCUUUUGCAAA